Molecule: messenger RNA, 780 nt
Organism: Dentiscutata erythropus
Lineage: Eukaryota; Fungi; Glomeromycota; Glomeromycetes; Diversisporales; Gigasporaceae
Source: the annotation of a GenBank genome assembly
AUGGCCGUUUUGGAUUAUGCUAUAACGAUAAAGCUUUUCUCGUACUUGUUGCAUGCUUUAGGCAAUAUUCGAAUUGGAUCAAUAUCUAGCACUAUUGCGGAUGUAACAGCCUUGAAACGUCAGAACCAAUUGUAUGACAAUAAAUAUUUUUUGGUGGAUUUAGCCGCCAGUGUUAUAUCUUUUUUGGUAUCUACAUUUGGGCUUUUGGUUACUUGUUGUGCGAAAUCGUCGAAUAUUAUAAGGAUCUAUGCUGUACUUUUUGCACUUCUUGUAAUUCUUCAAAUUGCUCAUAUUGUAUAUAUAUGCUUUUUUGUUGCUUCAUAUCAAGGGACCUACAUAUCAACUUGUAUUGAUGCAUUAAAAUCUAAUGGAAAUAGUACCGACUCAAGUAAUUGUAGUUCUGAAUUUAGAACUUUUGCUGCUCCGUGGAUCAUUAGUUAUGCCUUGGGAACUAUUAUUUCGAUCUAUUUUGCAUUUGUUAUCAAUUCUUACGCUACAUAUUGUAAAAAUAGAGAUAAAGUUACUCCGAAAAGGGCACGUCUUAUAAGGAUUUACUCUAUAUUAUUCAGUACCAUUGUAGCCAUUGCAGUUUUAUUGGAUAUAUGUGGAACAGUUGCCAUUGUUCUCUUUUUUAAUCAUGAUGUAAUAACAUGGGUUCUUGCAAAUGCCGUGGAUAUUAUUAUCUCGAUCCAUUUCGCCUUGGUUAUUAAUGCCUAUACUGCUACAGAACAUGGCUCUAAAGAAAAUAAAGAUAACAAUUUGGAUAUGAAUAAUGAUGAG